Podarcis muralis (Common wall lizard) is the source of this 3530-nucleotide messenger RNA. RefSeq names its product BTB domain containing 2 (gene BTBD2). The record is from RefSeq and is a predicted model, not a curated record. Gene Ontology annotation, cellular component: cytosol; P-body. Lineage: Eukaryota; Metazoa; Chordata; Lepidosauria; Squamata; Lacertidae. Gene Ontology annotation, biological process: neurogenesis. Gene Ontology annotation, molecular function: protein binding.
GCCGCCCCUCGCAAAAUGGCGGCCGGCGCCGGGCCCGUGGCGGGCGGAGGCCUCCCGCCGUCUUUUACCUCAGCCGCGGCGGCGGCGGCGUCGCCUCAGCAGCAGCACCAACCGGCGCCGCCUCCUCCUCCUCCUCCUCCUCCGCCUCAGGCGGCGGCGGCCUCCUCCUCUUCUCCCCUCACGCACAACCACCGCGUCGGGAACCCUCUGCCGGCGGCCUCGUCAUCGUCGUGUCCGGCGGCGGCCCCGGCCGCGUCGUCUCCCGCUUCGCCGGCCUCUCCGCCUUCCCCUCCGGCUCCUCUUCCUCCUCCGCCGCCGCCGCCGGCCUCGUCGUGCUCGCUGGGCCCCCGCGAGCCGGCCUACAACUGGCAGGCCACCAAGCCGACGGUGCAGGAGCGCUUCGCCUUCCUCUUCAACAACGAGGUGCUGAGCGACGUCCACUUCUUGGUGGGGAAAGGCCGAGCGGGGGCCCAGCGCCUCCCCGCCCACAGAUUUGUGCUGGCGGUGGGCAGUGCGGUCUUUGAUGCCAUGUUCAAUGGCGGGAUGGCUACAACGUCCUCCGAGAUAGAACUACCCGACGUGGAGCCGGCUGCCUUCCUUGCUUUGCUGAAGUUUCUCUAUUCGGAUGAGGUUCAGAUAGGGCCGGAGACCGUGAUGACGACCCUUUACACCGCUAAGAAGUACGCCGUCCCCGCGCUCGAAGCCCACUGUGUGGAGUUCCUCAAGAAGAACCUCAGGGCAGAUAACGCCUUCAUGCUCUUAACGCAGGCCAGACUCUUCGAUGAGCCCCAGCUGGCAAGCCUUUGCCUGGAAAACAUAGAUAAGAACACAUCUGACGCCAUCAACGCAGAAGGCUUCACAGAUAUUGACCUUGAUACACUCGUGGCUGUCCUGGAGAGGGACACCCUUGGCAUCCGCGAGGUGCGCCUCUUCAACGCGGUGGUCCGGUGGUCCGAGGCCGAGUGCCAGCGGCAGCAGCUGCAGGUGGUCCCAGAAAACAAGCGGAAAACCCUAGGCAAAGCCCUCUCCCUCAUCCGCUUCCCCUUGAUGACCAUCGAGGAGUUCGCAGCGGGGCCAGCUCAGUCGGGCAUCUUGACCGACCGCGAAGUGGUCAGCCUGUUCCUGCACUUCACCGUCAACCCCAAGCCGCGGGUGGAGUUCAUCGACCGCCCCCGCUGCUGCCUGCGGGGGAAGGAGUGCAGCAUCAACCGCUUCCAGCAGGUGGAGAGCCGUUGGGGGUACAGUGGGACCAGCGACCGGAUCAGGUUCUCUGUCAACAAAAGGAUAUUUAUCGUCGGAUUUGGGUUGUACGGAUCCAUCCACGGCCCAACAGAUUAUCAAGUAAAUAUACAGAUUAUUCACACCGACAGCAACACAAUCCUGGGCCAGAAUGACACCGGCUUCAGCUGCGAUGGGUCUUCCAACACUUUCCGGGUCAUGUUUAAAGAGCCCGUUGAGAUCUUGCCCACUGUCAGUUACACAGCCUGUGCCACCUUGAAGGGCCCCGAUUCCCACUACGGCACCAAAGGGCUCCGCAAAGUGAUCCACGAGUCGCCGACGACGGGGGCCAAGACCUGCUUCACCUUCUGCUACGCCGCCGGCAACAACAACGGCACGUCCGUGGAGGACGGACAGAUCCCCGAGAUCAUCUUCUACACAUAGGGGCCGCCGCGGGGGGAUAGCUCGCUGCCGGGCGGACGGCCAUGUGCUGCCCCCCUCCUCCCGCCUCAUCUCCCCCCCUCCAUGCGCACCCCUUGCGUGUCCUUCCCAGCUGAAACCGCAGGCUGUCCUCUGCCGUGCUGGCAGGAGGGCUGCUAGCCGGGGCUGGGGGCCCAGCAGGGCCGACACCGGGAUCCCACUGUCGGGACGAUUCGCUGGCCUGAGUCGGGCCGGGGCGGCAGCUAGCAGUUCCUUCUGCCCAGGCCGGCAGCUCGGCUCUACCAUUGCAUCGUGAACGUAGCCGCUUCUACAUCCAGCUGUUGCAGUGGGGAGGCAGGGGCAGGCUCGCUCUUGCGGAUGGACAAUCCCUGCCAAAGGAAGCCCCCCUCUGGGCCAGGAUCAGGCCGGACAGGGGGAUGCGGCAGGGCAAGGAGGAAAUGUGUUUCUGACGGCUUCUCACCUGGCAAGGCUUGACCCAGAACGCCCUUUCUGCAGGACCCUGGCCAGCCCAGGUGGCUCCUGCCCUCGCCGGACAACUACCUUAUCGUGUCACGGGACAGAUUUUUUGGGGAGGGACUCGUCCCUGAACGCGAGGCAGUGAGGGUGAUUCGCAGCCACAAAAAAACUUGCCUUGUUUGAAGAGUGGCUGAAGUCCCUGGACUCUGAUCGUCAAUAUGUUGCUUGCUGCUAAUAAUAAUAAUAAUAAUAAUAUAGUGCAACUCAACAAUGCAUUUUACUCUUCUACGGUCUCCUUUUGAGUCUGGUUCCCAUUCACAAGCUGGUGCCGUGACUGAUUUGCUCGUUUGGGGGUUGCUUUUCGAGCUGGGAGAUGUCUCGCUAGGGCUUCGAUGAGCUGAGUUUCCCGAAAACCCAGCAGCCAAACAGAGGUUUAAGAAUCCCCACCCCUAGAAAACCCUGGGCGUCUUGGUGACCUGACAGAAACGCAUCAAACCUAGGCGGCUUUUGUGCUAAAGGUGGGAUCCCCACCAGCACUGAUUGGACAGUUCAUUUUCCCUUCCCACCCCGUGAAAUCUCCUGCCUGUGGAAACCUGCAAGCAAUUUGCCUUAGGUACGCAGCUGUCAUCACCUGAACCCUAGCUGUGCUCGAAAGCUGGCGCUGCUGGGCUUCUUAAAAAUAAAUGCAAAAAGUUUAUUUGUGGUAGACCACCCAGUGCAAGUCCCUAUGUUCGUUACCUGCACUUGUGAGCCUCAAUAUGGCCAGUAUGGAUAAUGGAGCCAUUCCUCAGCUACAAGCUUCUCAUCGGUGCAAAAGCCUUGGUGUGUCUCUGGCUUCUUCCGAAGAGUGCGCUAGUGCAUGUUGCUGCAGCAGUGGCGCAUCAAUUUUGGAGGGGCUUUCGACUGCCUCUCCUCUUCCAUUUGCUCUCCACCCCCACCCCCCUUCUUGAGCUGUGUACAUAGACGCCCCCCCCCCCAGUCUGUAUAUAGAGAUCACUGAAUAGGUUCCAAACACAGCUACUGACUUUUUGCGUGGCUGAGUAGCUUAAAUUUAACUGCAGUUGCAGCCCUCUCCCCCAAUUGGAAUCUCACUAAUGCACCCUUCUUGGUUAUAGGAUAUGCUGGGGAUGGUGGUGUUUGUUCACACCAGUCGAAGGCAGAAUCCUAUCCAGUCGAUGGUUCUUGGGCCCUGGUGCGAAUCCUGCCCUUCACAAACUCGCUUGCCCACCACGCCUAGCCCCCAACCUCUUGGAAGGUCCGACGCGCCUGGAAAUUUGCUCAUGUUAAAUAAGACAGAAAUAUAAUGAAUGUAUCAGAUGUGCUAUAUAUACAUAUUAUAUAUAUAAUUUUCAGUGUUCACCCUGGUUUCUCUGAUUUGUAAAUAGGAAAUCCAAUAAAAGGCAGGUUGUCUUUCA